ACUUCUUCUCUUGUCCCUUUUCGUCUCCAGGCUGACUGACGAGGAGGUUUCUGGAGAGGACGGAGGAUGGCGAACAUCUCCUCGCACAGACACUUCGUCCUGGACGGGUUCUUCGAGCUCGGAGCGCUGAGGCCGGUUCUGUUCGUUCCGUUCUCGAUCAUGUUCGCCAUGUCGCUGUCGGCAAACUCCCUGCUGCUGUACGUCGUGGCCUCCCACAGGAGCCUCCACUCGCCCAUGUGCAUCCUGAUCGCCGGCAUGGCCUGCGUCGACCUGAGCCUCCCGCUGUUCUUCGUCCCCAACAUGCUGCUGAGCUUCCUGUUUGACUGGAGGAGCAUCUCUCUGAUUGGCUGCCUGCUUCAGAUGCACCUCAUUCACUUCGUGGGAGCGUUUCAGUCCACGCUGCUGGUGUGGAUGGCUAUCGACCGCUACUUCGCCAUCUGCACGCCGCUCAGCUACCGCGACCGCAUGGCGCUGCCGAGGUUCCUCAAGUUCAUGAUCCCGUGUUUGAUCAGGAACUUCACGAUGAACACGCUGAUGGUGGGUCUGGCGGGUAGGCUGGCGUUCUGCGGAGGGAACGUCAUGAACCACUGCUUCUGUGAACACAUGGCUUUGGUCAACCUCGCCUGUGGAAGCACCGCCGUCAACAACCUGGUGGGGCUGCUCACCCUCUUCCUCAUCCCCGUCGCCGACUUCAUCCUCAUCACCAUCUCCUACGUCGUCAUCUUUGGCUCUGUGCUGCAUUCGGGAAAAUCGGGCACCAAAGCUCUCCGCACCUGCGUCACCCACAUCGUGGUGAUGGUGGUCAGCCUGAUGGUGGCGCUCAUCGCCUUCCUGUCCUACCGGAUCAGAAACAGCCUCCCAGCGGCCGUCCGGGUUUUCUUCAGCACCAUGUACCUGCUGUUCCCGAGCUGCUUCAACCCGAUCAUCUACGGCAUCCGAACCACCGAGAUCCGACAGCACAUCCUCAACACGCUGAGCUGCUGUCGACGCUUCCACACCGUCACUUAUUCCUAAGAACGUUUUUAAAAACUGCCCACUUUGUUGUGAGCACAAACCAGAAGCAACACGAUGGAGGAACAAUAAAUGCAAACUAUGGAUCAGCACCAAAGGAAGCAGAAUCUCAAAGGUUUACUGAUAGAACAUCUAAAUGUAAGACUAAACUGUAAAACUAUCCGUGAUAAAUGAAGCUUACUGGUGUUUUGUUGUGUUCUCUGAUGGAAGCGUUUGGCUGGAUUUACACUGUGAAGUCGUUCAGGUCCAAACAGAGAGGACAGAACACGUGGACCAGAACCUGGAUGACCUCCUGGACUGUGGUUUGGUCUGGAUCAGGUCUGAAUCUGGGUUGGAUCGGUUCCUGAAUCUGGUUUGGGUGUGGAUCUGGAUCAUGUGUGGACCUGGAUCUAACUGGAUCUAGACUGUAUCUGGGUCUGAACUGGAUCUGAAUCUGGAUGGAAUCUCAAUCUGUACCUGGAUUUGGUCAGAGUCCGUAUAAGGGUCUAGAUCUGUUUUGGAAUGUGGAUUCAAAUCUGUUUUGGAUCGAAAUCUUAUUUUGGAUCUUGAUCUGAAAGUGGUUUGGAUCUGGAUUAUGGACAUAUUAAAGACAUUCACAGCUUUAAAUCCUCUUCAAACCCGAUCUCUCUACUCUGUUCAGCGUCUGUAGAAAGAUGUUUCACCGUGCUGGAUGUAUCUACAACAACUUGCUGCUCUGUUCACUGUUUCUGAGCCAUGCUGCCCUUAUUUCAUUGAUCCAGUUUGUUUUCUUGUGCUUUCUGUUUUCUUGUGCUGUCUAAAACUGUCCAAAAUGACUUUAAAACUUGUCUAAAAUAACUUGAAAUUUGUACAAAGUAACAUUAAUUGUCCAAAAAUUACUCAAAAAAGCUUGAAAACUGUUAAUUUAAUAUUGCAAUUUUUGAGUCACUACAAACAGAAAUUUGGGGCAAGUAUUUUGUCAUUUUGUACCAGCUUUAGUCCAGGUUUUAGUCUCAUCAGCUGUAGAAAGACUUUUCACCAUGCUGGACAGUAGAUUCUAUCAUUCUUACAUUCUGGAUCAUCUCAGUCUAAUAUUGUCCAAAAUCUCUAAGAGAAAUUUGAUGGGUGAGACGUAAAAUGUCCUAAUUCUGGAAUGAGCCUUUAUUACUUUACAUUUUCAGAACCAAAAAAUACAUUUCAGCUUUGUUAAAAACCACAACCAAAUCAAUUUCAUAUCCCAAAAUAAAUCUGCUUUUAGUUCAGCAAAUUUUUUUCUAUAUCCAAUUUGGAGCAUAUAUUGUAGUUUUAACAGCAAAACUGCAGCGAUUUACUGCCUUUGAAACGAGUGUUGGUUCCCUGGAUGUGCUUCUGUUUUCUGAUUUUUCAGUAGAAAAAUGUUUUUAAAAGAAUUUUGGCUACAUAUCAGCAUGUGUGAUAGAUUUAGGUAAAAACAAGUUAUAACAAAUGCAAAAUCACAUUUUUACCAAUAUUUUGAUACUAGGCUCACUUUUUAGACGUGAUUCAUGUGCCAAAACUAAUUUAUAAUUUUAAUAAUACAGUGUAAAAAGACGAGAACAUAAAAGAAUCAACACUGAGAUAAAUCAAACUGACCCAUAA
This is a messenger RNA of Acanthochromis polyacanthus (spiny chromis), 2586 nucleotides long. RefSeq names its product olfactory receptor 52K1-like. Gene Ontology annotation, cellular component: membrane. Gene Ontology annotation, molecular function: G protein-coupled receptor activity; olfactory receptor activity. Gene Ontology annotation, biological process: G protein-coupled receptor signaling pathway. The coding region runs from base 67 to 1014 and encodes 315 amino acids. Lineage: Eukaryota; Metazoa; Chordata; Actinopteri; Pomacentridae. The record is from RefSeq and is a predicted model, not a curated record. The transcript has a single exon.